UCUUCGACUUUUUUGGUUUGAUUUUUCUCUUUUUUCUUCUUCCUCUUUAUAAUAUCUAAAGUUCUUGAAUAUGUCUGACAACGAACACGAACACAACUUCGAACAAGCCGAAUCUGGUGCCUCUACCACCUUCCCCAUGCAAUGUUCUGCUUUGAGAAAGAACGGCCACGUUGUCAUCAAGGGUAGACCUUGUAAGAUUGUUGAUAUGUCUACUUCCAAGACUGGUAAGCACGGUCACGCCAAGGUCCACUUGGUCGGUAUUGAUAUCUUCACUGGCAAGAAAUACGAAGAUCUUUGCCCUUCCACUCACAACAUGGAUGUCCCCAACGUCACUCGUCAAGAUUACGCUCUUAUUAACAUUGAUGAUGGUUAUCUUAACUUGAUGUUGCAAGAUGGUUCUACCAAGGACGAUGUUAAGCUCCCUGAAGGUGAACUCGGUGAAGAAUUGGAAGCCGAUUUUGAUGAGGGUAAGGAGCUCAUCGUUUCCGUUGUCUCUGCUAUGGGUGAAGAACACGCCUUGUCUUUCAAGGAAGCCCCCAAGGCUUAAAUAAUUUAAACUAUGUUUGCCAGUUUAUUUUGUUUUCUCUCCAACUCUGCUUUCACAUAAAGAGUAACCAUGCUUUUUUUUUUGUUCAGAAAGACUUUUUUUAUUCUACAACUAAAAAUUGAUUCUUUUUGUGAUCCUAUCACCAUUUAUUUAUCAUUAAAAAUUUCAAACUUUUGUGUAUAAAA
Messenger RNA from Mycotypha africana, 732 nucleotides. Its product is annotated as eukaryotic translation initiation factor 5A. Gene Ontology annotation, molecular function: RNA binding; ribosome binding; translation elongation factor activity. Gene Ontology annotation, biological process: positive regulation of translational termination; positive regulation of translational elongation. The record is from RefSeq and is a predicted model, not a curated record. The transcript has 3 exons. NCBI's taxonomy places the organism in Eukaryota, Fungi, Mucoromycota, Mucoromycetes, Mucorales, Mycotyphaceae. The coding region runs from base 71 to 547 and encodes 158 amino acids.